Messenger RNA from Prionailurus viverrinus (fishing cat), 1819 nucleotides. It is a transcript of the gene PSTK, whose product is annotated as phosphoseryl-tRNA kinase. Gene Ontology annotation, molecular function: kinase activity; tRNA binding. The record is from RefSeq and is a predicted model, not a curated record. The coding region runs from base 584 to 1747 and encodes 387 amino acids. Lineage: Eukaryota; Metazoa; Chordata; Mammalia; Carnivora; Felidae. The transcript is spliced from 6 exons.
AUUGGAACUGAGGUCUAGGGAUGUUCUAUCCGGCCUCCACUUCCUCACACUUGCUGUAACUCAGGGCACAGUAACUAUUUAUUUUUCCCUGCCACCUGUCACAUUUACGAGGGGCAGUGGAGCGCGGCCGUGGGACUGUCAGCUUCGCCUGCUAUGCUGACCUCCAGCACUUGACCUUUCAAAGACCGCUAGAGAAAGACGCCCAAAGCUUCUUCCGGGAUCUUCCAGGGCCCGGUCCUUGGUCGUGGCAAGACCGAGGAGCACUUCCUAGUGGCUUGCAAGUUUCCAGCGGGGAGGACAAAUCUAACUGAACACUGAGGCCACCUCUCUGACCCUUUGGGAAGUGGCCGGAGGUUAGGAAACGCAUCACCGCGGCCUGCCGAGCCCAGAGGACUCGCCUCACAAACGGGGGCCCUCGCAAACAGGCGGGCCGCGCACGGGGCCAGGAUUGGAAGACCCGCCGGGUGCCCCCUCCCGGCCCCAGGCGGCGCGGCGCGGCAGGGCUGUGGGAGACUGCGCGUGCGCGCUGGGCGGCCGGUUCCGGAGACGACGUCCCCAGCCGCCUCCCGUCUCCCGCGACAGCAUGAAGACCGCCGAGGACGCCAGAGGAGUGCAUGGCGAGGGGCCGCGGAAGCUAGGCCUCUGCCUCCUCUGCGGCCUGCCCGCGGCAGGAAAAUCGACCUUCGCGCGGGCCCUAAGCCCCCGGUUACGGCAGGAGCGGGGCUGGGCCGUCGGCGUGGUCGCCUAUGAUGACGUCAUGCCGGACGCGUUCCUCGAGGAGGCGAGCGCGCGGCCGUUGGUCAGUACGGAGGGGGCGGGGCCUAGCCUGUGGUCGCAGAAGGACAUAGAGGGGCUCCACCUAAAUGCUGGACUGCCCCUUGUGUGGGAGCCAUCCCAAUGGAAGUUGCUUCGACAGGAACUGUUGAAGUACCUAGAACACUUCUUGUUGGCUGUCAUUAACGGGUGUCAGAUGUCUACCCCACCCAACAGGACUGAAGCCAUGUGGGAGGAUUUUAUAACCUGCUUAAAGGAUCAAGAUCUGAUAUCUUCUGCUGCCCCGGAGGCCCGGUCUUGCUAUCUCUUAACGAAGACUGCUGUUUCUAGACCUUUGGUUUUGAUUUUAGAUGACAACUUUUAUUAUCAAAGUAUGAGAUACGAAGUCUACCAACUGGCUCGGAAAUAUUCAUUAGGCUUUUGCCAGCUUUUUUUAGAUUGUUCUCUGGAGACCUGUUUACAGAGGAAUGGCCAAAGACCCCAGGCGCUGCCUGCCGAGACCAUCCACCUGAUGGGAAGAAAGCUGGAAAAGCCCAACCCCGAGAAAAAUGCUUGGGAACACAACAGCCUCACAAUUGAGAGUUCAGAAUGUUCUUCUGAAGCCAGCCUGAAGUUGAUCGAUUUAUUGCUUACUGCUUUGGAAAAUCCAGUAAAAUAUAUUGAGGACAAUGUGGAACAAAAGGAAGCAGACAGAAUCAUUUGUUCAACCAACCUUCUUCAUCAAGCCGAUCAGAUGCUCCGAAGGACUGUCUCUCAGACGAUGAAGGAAGCAAAAGAGGAACGAGUGCUUCCUUUCAACUUGAAGCUUCUAGCAGAAGAACUCAACAAGCUCAAAGCAGAGUUUUUGGAAGACCUAAGACAAGGAAACAAAAAGUACCUGUGCUUUCCAGAAACCACCAAUGUAUCAGACGCUAUUGCUUUUUUUCAUCAUGAGAAAGAUAAUAUUGUCCAGAAAUAUUUUUCAAAGCAUUAAAACUUUUGAACUUACAAUCAAAUAUCCGAUUUUGGUUGAGUUUGCAAAAUAAAACCAUUUUGCAUUACUGGA